AUGCAAGCAGAUAAAACGAAAAAGGGUAAAAACUUUAAGAUUCGCUAUUCUUCAAAAUGUAAAAGUGACAAAACAUGGAGGGACAAUAUAAGGAAUAGAAAAAAAGAAAACUCAAAAAAGAAUGAAAAAAAUAAUUUAAUGCAUGAUAGGAAUAUACAUAAACAUAUAUAUAUUGAUUAUUUUGAAUUAAGUAAAAAAUAUACAUUUUUAAAAAUAUUUUUACAUAAAAAUGAAAAGUCCACAAAUGUAUAUUAUAACUUUGAACAAUCAAUUGCCGUAUAUUUUUUGAGUAAAUCUAUAUUAAAAGAAUAUUAUAAUCUAAAUUUUUAUAUGCCUUAUAUUAAAAAUGAUGAAAUUCAAAAUAACAUUAUUUUGGGUAAUAAUAUUUUUAGUACUAAUGAAUUUAUUUAUAGUAUAAAUGAAUUUGAAGAUAUAAAUUCCUUGAAAAAUAUUAUAUUAUUGUCAUAUAAAAAUUAUGAUACGUAUUUAUUAAAUUUAAAAAAUGAUAGUAAUACAAAUUUGUCUUGUCGUCAAUAUGAUGAUUGUACUAUAACAUAUAAUAAUAACAUUAAUGAACAAACAAAUGAUAUAUAUUAUAAAUAUACUUUUGAAUGUAAUAAAAAAAAUGAAAACAUUAUAUUACAAAAUGAUCAAGGGAGGAAAUUUCUCUGUCCAUGUGUUCCUGGGAGGGUAAAUUAUAUACACAUUCUAGCUGAUCUCACAGACAUCAACGAAUUAAACAACUUAAAGAAUAAUUUAAAUAGUAUAAAAAAUAACGAUAAAUAUAUACCUGUUACAAAUAUAAAUGUAAAUAUAAAUAAUACUAAUAAUGUACAAAACAAUAUGUUCUUAUUAUAUGGUAAUAUAAUUAAAGUAUUAGAUAUAGGUGUAGGAGCUAAUUGUAUAUAUCCUCUUUUAGGGAAUAAUAUAUAUAAGUGGUCUUUUUUAGGUACUGAUAUAAAUAUAGAUUCUUUAAAAUAUAGUUUUAUAAAUAUUUUAAUAAAUAACAAAGAAGAUGAUAUUCACCUAAAAUAUCAAACAAAUAAAAGAAAUAUUUUUCAAAACAUUAUUAAUAAUUCGGAUUUGUUUUUUUUCUCCAUGUGCAAUCCACCAUAUUAUACCUUUAUUGAAGAGGUAAAUAAAAAUCCAUAUAGAAUGUUAGAAGCUAAUGUUGAUGAAGUGGUAUAUUAUUUGGGAGACGAAAAAGGGAUAAACAUAGAUAAUAAUAAUGAUCAUAAUAACCAUAUGGAUAAUAUGCAUGGGACUAAUAUAUAUAUAGAUAAUAUACAUACCGAUGAUAUACAAACGCAUAAUAUAAAUUUAGAUAGAACUAUUUCGAGUGAAUUAGGUCCAAUAAAUACGGAAAACCAAAAAGAACAGAAAGUAGAAAGGGAAGAAGAAAAUAAUGGUACAAAGAUCAAAAUGGAAAAUUCUAAACAUGGUUGUAAUAAUAAAAAUAUGAGUGAUAAUAUAAAUGAUGGUAAUAUAACAUCUUUUAAAAUAUCUAUAAAUGAAGAAGAAGAAGAAGAAAAAAAAAAACAUAAUCUUAAUAAUACACCGUCUAUCAAUUCAACCAAAAAUUACAAUAAUAAGGGAGGAGAAUAUAAAUUUAUCAUGAAUAUGCUUGAGGAAAGUAUAUCUUAUUUUUUUAAUGUUAUAUGGUUUACGACAUUAGUAUCCAAGUUUAAAAAUGUUAAAUUAAUAAAAAACGAAAUUAUCAAUUCAAUGAGAUUAUAUCAUGAAUACAAAAAAAAUCAAAUAUAUUUCCUUAAUUCUAUAAUAAAAGAAAAUUUAUAUUUUAAUCAAACUUUUGUUUUUAAAAAUAUACAAAAAAAAAUUCCACCUGUAUGUAUAGCGCAAUAUAGAAUAUUUGAAUCAUAUAGUGGAAAUAUAACGAGGUGGAUAAUAUGUUGGUCAUAUUAUAACCCUGAACAAAUAGAUACUUUGAAGAAAUUAUAUUAUGAGAAAGCAAAAUGA
Messenger RNA from Plasmodium reichenowi, 1977 nucleotides. Its product is annotated as conserved protein, unknown function. Gene Ontology annotation, molecular function: 23S rRNA (adenine(1618)-N(6))-methyltransferase activity. NCBI's taxonomy places the organism in Eukaryota, Apicomplexa, Aconoidasida, Haemosporida, Plasmodiidae. Gene Ontology annotation, cellular component: nucleus. The coding region runs from base 1 to 1977 and encodes 658 amino acids. The transcript has a single exon. Gene Ontology annotation, biological process: rRNA base methylation. The record is from RefSeq and is a predicted model, not a curated record.